Molecule: messenger RNA, 1764 nt
Organism: Chenopodium quinoa (quinoa)
Lineage: Eukaryota; Viridiplantae; Streptophyta; Magnoliopsida; Caryophyllales; Amaranthaceae
Exons: 3
Coding region: 1-1764 (587 amino acids)
Source: RefSeq, a predicted model, not a curated record
AUGAAACGAAGAGAACGUAGCUGGAUGUAUAAAAGGACGAUUGGGCAAAGUAUUAAUCCAGAUUUCGUGAAAGGAGUUGAUGAUUUCAUUCAGUACGUCAGAGAUCAUCCCGAGAGUAGUAAUCCGGAUGAGGUUAGGUGUCCAUGUGUUAAAUGUAAGAACAAACGCCUUUGGAAUGCGGAUACGGUUAAAAUUCAUCUGUAUGACAAGGGUUUCGUACCUAACUUCUACGUAUGGAUGUGUCAAGGGGAGGGGUAUCCGGGAGUUCCUGAACGGCGGUCCAAUGAAUAUCAUGACAUGGUUUUGGAUGCUUUUGGUCAUAGUCAAGAUCAGGGGCAUUCCGAGGAGGCUAGUGUUUCAUCAGAGGAGGAGCCUAAUGCAACUGCUAAGCAUUUUUUGGAUUUGUUGAAGACUUCUGAAAGGCCAUUGUACGAAGGGAGUUCUUUGUCUGUGUUAGAGAUGGCCGCUAUAAUCACUAGUAUCAAAUGUGAGUAUAAUUUGCCUCACAGAUGUGUUGAUGGGUUUGCUUCUUUGCUAAGUGAGGCGAUUCCGAACAACAAUCAUAUGGCCGACACUUUCUACGAGGUGAAGAAGAUUGUGAAGGGGUUGGAACUGUCCCAUCAAAAGAUUCAUGCGUGGCCGAAAGCGUGUAUGUUGUUUUGGAAGGAUGAUGCUCAGUUGUCUGAAUGCAGGGUGUGUGGCAGCGACCGAUACAAGAAGACUUCCAAAGAGUUCAAGGCACAAUGGAACACCUUAGUGACAGCGCAGCUUGGAAGCACCUCGAUUGUCGGUUUCCAGAGUUUGCUUCUGAGCCUCGUAAUGUUAGACUUGGCUUGUGUACAGAUGGUUUUGCUCCUCAUGCCGUUGAUAGAGGAGUUGAAACUGUUGUGGGAAGUCGGCGCGGCUACUUAUGAUAUUUCAAAGAAACAGAAUUUCAAUCUUCGAGCAGCCAUCCUAUGGACCGUUAGUGACUUCCCGGCUUAUGGCAUGUUGUCUGGUUGGGCCACGGCUGGUAAGAAAUCUUGUCCAAAUUCCAUGGAUAAGACCAAAGCAUUUUGGCUUGAACAUGGUGGUAAAGUUUCUUGGCUUGAUUGCCACCGACAAUUCCUACCGACAAAUCACCCUUUUCGGAACAGUAAAACAGCAUUUUGUAAAAACAAAGUAGAGAAAGGAGCCCCUCCACACAUCAUGUCAGGAGAGGAGCUGUGGGAAUGUGUUAAGGACCUUCCGAAGGCUACAGAUGGACCUGAUUCAAUUAAAAGGCUGAAAAAUGAAAAUAAGGGGUGGUUUAAGCAAAGCACCUUGUGGGAGCUCCCAUAUUGGAAGCAUCUCCUCAUUCGUCACAACUUAGAUGUCAUGCACAUCGAGAAGAACUUCUUUGAUCAGUUAAUUCACACUGUAAUGGAUGUGAAAAAGCUUACGUGUGACACCCCUUCAGCUCGGAAUGACAUUGCUAAAUAUUGUAAACGUCCCCAGCUUCAUCUUCAAGAGGAUGAUAGAGGAAAAGAGGUAAUGCCAAAGGCUCCAUUCGCUCUUGACAAGGCUCAGAGAAAAGUUUUGUGUGAGUGGGUUAAACAGCUGCGAUUCCCUGAUGGUUACGCCUCCAAUUUGAGCAGAUGUGUAGAUUUGCAAGCGUGUAAGCUCUAUGGAAUGAAAAGCCAUGACUGUCACGUGUUCAUGGAGAAGAUGUUGCCCACAGAUUUGAGGGAAUUGCUCUUUGGCCAUAUUUGGAAUGCAAUUACAGAGAUCAGCCAAUUCUUCUGA